AUGUUAAGUAAUGAUGAUGUUAAAGAAUUCGCAAGAAAUGCAAUCAUCAAGAAAUACAAUUUAACUAUUGCUGAAUAUUCAAAGGGCUGGGAUAUUGCUCCAUUGACGAUUAACUCAUUGUCAACUUAUAUCAUUGGAGGAACUAAUGUGCCAGUUGCAGGUGUCAUUCCUUAUACAACUAUCAAUCCAAAUCAGUUGACCAUACAAUUUCGAUUAGAUUGUUCUUCUGAAGAACGUGCAAAAGAAAUUGUAGAAAAGGUUAUUGAUGAUACUUAUGAAAUCAAAGUAGCUUCUCAUUAUUCCGAUUUCAGAGAAGUUGCAACGAAUCUGACGCUGAUUACCGGUGGUCAAGUGAAGAGUGUGAAUAGUAAAACGAUUAGUGAUGGUGGCAAUAGAAAUGCUAAAUAUAUACAUCGUAGUCAAGGAUUAGCAUUUGUAAAUAAAUACGUAACCAAUGUAAAGAAGAUGAUUUAUACGGAUGAUUCAAAAUUAAACUUGCCAUCAUUAACAGGUGAUCUCGAAGAUCGAUAUGCUGCAUUGCUACAACAAGCAAUGACUUCUGCGAAUGAAACAAAACUUGAUAUUAAAUUCUACGAUGAAGUUUGGUCAGCAACAAAUUUCAAUCCUGAUCGAAUCACUAAUGAAAUGAAGAAAUGGUUCACCUAUAAUGAAGCUGAAACAAAGAAACAAAAUUCUAUAGAUAAAUAUUUUACUUUUAAUCGAGCAUCUAUAAAUUUAUCGUCCAGUUCAGGAAUAGCUAAUACCUGUUAUCCUCCUUUUUGUACUGGUAUACAGACUGGAUUAUCAGAUUCAUUAUCGGAAUAUCUUUCAAAAACAACACAAUCAAUAUUUUCAUUAACAGAAAUACAAAAUUUAUUCAAAAAAAUAUCAAUAGAUAUUGCAUGGACGAAUGAUAAGUUCAAUCUGAAGUCUUUCUCUGUUUACCGAAUCAAUGAUAUUACUGAUAUGCUACAAGUUGAUAUUUUCAAUAAGCAAUUAAUUGUCGAAGAGAAAAGUGGUGCUACUAUUCGUAGAGUAAAUAGUAGAACUAGAUCAUUAAUGAUUUCAGAUCGAUACUCAUGUCCACUCGUUGGUGAAAUGAAACUGUACUUAGGCAAGUCAUCAUGUCUGCCAUGUACUUGGAUGUACUGUCAUGGGCAAACUCUCUCUCGUGUCACUUAUCAUCUUUUGUUUUCUGUCAUUGGUGAAUCAUUUGGAGCUGGAGAUGGAAAAACAACAUUCAAUCUACCUGAUUUUCGUCGUGGAUUUCCAGGUUUAACAGCUACACAAAUUCAUGAUGAAUUAACUACUGCUUAUGGACAGGAUGUAGUUUCAUAUUGUUCAGUUACUCGAUGGAUUCAACGAUUUUCAAAUGAACGAGAAUCUUUGGAAGAUAAUCCUCGAAGUGGUCGUCCAUUAUCCGCCAUCACUCAACAAAAUAUUGAUGCAAAAAGACCAUCAUCAACAACAAAUCACGUUAAGCUGCAUCAUAAUAAUGCACGACCCCAUGUGAAUGAUAUUGUUCUUAAUUAUCUUCAAGAAGAAAAAAUCAAAGUUAUGGCUUAUCCGCCAUACUCACCUGUCCUUGCUCCUUCAGAUUUUUGGUUGUUCAGUUAUCUGAAACGUAGCCUUGAUACUUAUCCAGAUACUACAAGUUUAGCUAAAGCGUUAUCCAAGGAGCUCAAUUCAAUACCUAUUCACGAAUACCAAAAGACAUUUCAGAAAUGGAUUGAAAGGAUGAAACUUUGUAUUGAACAUCAUGAGGACUACUUCGAACAUUUACUGUAA
Molecule: messenger RNA, 1788 nt
Organism: Rotaria sp. Silwood1
Lineage: Eukaryota; Metazoa; Rotifera; Eurotatoria; Philodinida; Philodinidae
Source: the annotation of a GenBank genome assembly